Molecule: messenger RNA, 1995 nt
Organism: Oryza sativa Japonica Group (Japanese rice)
Lineage: Eukaryota; Viridiplantae; Streptophyta; Magnoliopsida; Poales; Poaceae
Source: RefSeq, a predicted model, not a curated record
GUGGGUCGCGGUUUGUUGAGGUCUGGAAUUCUGGGGUUUUAGCUCCGGUUAGAUUGAAUGUCGCGGAAAUGUUUGCUCUGUUUCGGGGGAGCAUUUUAAUUUCCCUGAUGUUUCCGUGCGAAAUGAAAUGGUGUUUAGGUCUCUGGUUUACUGUUGAUGUAAGCUCGAUUCAUAAUCAGAAAAGGAAACCAUGGUAGGGAUAUGUGAGCAUGUUAACUUAAUCUGUUGGAGCGUUAACUCUUUGUGGUUUUGAUUGUUCAUGGGUUUAUCUCUCUUUUGCAUGGGUUUUAGGACGGUUAAUACAGAAAAAAAUAUAUGUGCUAUUGAGUUAUGUUAUGAGUUUAAACUCAUCUUGAUUUUCUGUUUUAGAUUAUGUCCAGUGGAGCCCCUACAUGGUUUUGUCUGGGUUGUGAGCUACAGUUUUAGCACCAUGAGCUAUGUCAUUUUGCUGAUAUAGCGUUUUUAAUUGCAAUUUACGAUCGCCAAUAGUUUGGAUUCAUAUGUUGCUAAUCCCAGUUAGCAUUAUGAUCAUUGUGGUGCUUAUAGUCGUGCUGUAAUUCUUGUAGCUUAACCCCUCGAAAAAAAAAAUUUCUUGUAGCUUACGUUGUGUUUCAGUUCUGGUUAGUAUUAGACAUUUGCAUGAAGAACAAUAACUUCUACUCAAUGUGUCUUACCUUUGACUUUUUAUUUAAGAAAAUCUUUAUCUCAUGGCUUAGACCUUGUGUUAAGCUAACUAAUUGAUUCUAUCCAGUUAGGCAUCUUAAGUUUUUUUUUUGAUAGAUAGCGUGCUUUAGCCUUAAAUGAAAAACGAUUAUUUUGCCUAGUUUUUCUAGUCUUAACUCUUUUUUGUGCUAUUUAUUCAAAGUUGAUGCAUGCGUUCUACUAAUCUUAGCUUAUGCAAAGGUCAGAGAUGCCAGAUUCUGAGAUUUCUGACAUUGUUCUAUUGGCACAUUGGGAUUCUUUGGGAUGGAAACCUGCCUAGAUAAACCUUAAUUACCGCUGGGGACUGUGUGCUAAUGAGGGCAUCUGAUACAUCAAAGCCACCCUAUGUGGCAAGAGUUGAGGCUAUUGAGGCUGCAGGGUCACGAGGCACAAAUGUGAGAGUACGGGUGCGGUGGUACUAUCGGCCAGAGGAGUCCAUGGGUGGAAGGCGUCCAUUUCAUGGUGCCAAAGAGGUGUUCCUCUCGGAUCACUAUGACGUACAGAGUGCUGACACCAUAGAGGGAAAGUGCAACGUUCACAGCUUCCGUAGCUACACAAAGCUUGAUUCUGUCAAUGCUGAGGACUUCUUCUGUCGCUUUGAGUACAAAUCAGCCACAGGAAGCUUCGUGCCCGACCGCAUUGCUGUGUUCUGCAAGUGUGAGAUGCCAUACAAUCCUGAUGACCUUAUGAUCCAAUGUGAGGAAUGCUCUGAUUGGUUUCACCCUUCUUGCAUUGGAAUGACUAUUAAAGAUGCAAAAAAACUAGAGCAUUUUUUCUGCCAGAGCUGUACUGCGGAAAAUGGAAAGAUGGCUGAGAAUUCUCAUGAAGCUACAGCGCAAUCCGAAGAAAAGCAGGUGGAGUCAAAAAGACGGAGAAGGUGACUGCCCCCCAGAUUCAUUGACGAGAUACACCUGGAUGUACAAAGCCUUCUCAAGUUGGUGUAAUGCUAUUUAUUUGUCAUGGCAAGUGUGUGUGACCCACGACCACGAGAGUCCCUUCCUGUAAUGUCAGUCGCAUGGUGUACAUAAACUUUUCAACCUGAGACUGUUGUAUUAGGAGACGACACGACCUGUUGUUGUUGCAUGAUGUUUUUAGCAGCGUCAGAAUUAGCAUGGUAGAGUCGGGUGAUGAAGCCCCUCGCGGGCAUUAGGACUCCCGUAUGGAUGUUAUCACUGAUCAUACAUUGAUACUACAUUGGAUGCAGUUGAGUCUGUCAUCUGCGUUUGUCUUUGGAGAAUUCUUGUACCAUCAAUCCAUCAUGUGAACUUUGAUUCUUUUCGAGACGCUUCGUAA